Messenger RNA from Oncorhynchus masou masou (cherry salmon), 7893 nucleotides. Its product is annotated as ubiquitin-conjugating enzyme E2 Q2-like. Bases 26 to 1168 code for a protein of 380 amino acids. The transcript has 14 exons. NCBI's taxonomy places the organism in Eukaryota, Metazoa, Chordata, Actinopteri, Salmoniformes, Salmonidae. The record is from RefSeq and is a predicted model, not a curated record.
GCCUGGUUUGAGAUGUGAGUGGAAGAUGUCGGUUUCGGGUCUGAAGGCCGAAUUGAAGUUUUUGGAGUCAAUUUUUGACCCAAACCACGAACGUUUCAGAAUUAUCGAUUGGAAGCCCGAUGAGCUUAGUUGUCAGUUUAAUGUAACCGGUGAAAAACUGUUGAUAAUACAUUGCAACAUCACGGAGUCAUACCCCUCUACACCCCCAAUCUGGUUUGUUGACUCUGAUGAUCCAAGUCUGACAGAGGUGUUGGAGCGCUUGGAAGAUGUCAGAAAGGGCACCUCUUUGCUCCUGCAGCAGCUGAAGCGUCUCAUCUGUGACCUGUGUCGACUGUACAACCUGCCCCAGCACCCAGAUGUUGAGAUGCUAGAUCAGCCCCUCCCUGCUGGGCCCAUCAACCCAGAGCGCAAGCAUGGACCAGCAGAUGAAGUGACAUCCGAGGAGGAGGAGGAGGAAGAAAUGGGCGAGCAGGACAUUGAAGACCUGGACCACUAUGAGAUGAAGGAGGAGGAGCCUGUACAUGGGAAGAAGUCAGAGGACGACGGGAUUGAGAAGGAGAACCUGGCCAUCCUUGAGAAGGUCCGUAAGAACCAGAGGCAGGACCACUUGAACGUAAGUGCUCAUUCGGGGGCCGUUUCUGGUUCGGUUCAGGCGUCUGAUCGUCUCAUGAAGGAACUCAGGGAGAUCUACAGAUCACAGAGUUACAAGACAGGUAUUUAUUCGGUGGAGCUCGUCAAUGACAGCCUUUAUGAAUGGCACGUUAAAAUAAGAACGGUAGACCCAGAUAGUCCAUUGCAUAGUGACUUGCAGGUUCUGAAGGAAAAGGAAGGGGUAGACUACAUUCUGCUCAGUUUCUCAUAUAAAGAUAACUUUCCUUUUGAUCCACCGUUCGUACGGGUCGUCUCUCCUGUGCUGUCCGGAGGGUACGUUCUUGGCGGAGGGGCCUUAUGUAUGGAGCUUCUCACAAAACAGGGUUGGAGCAGUGCCUAUUCCAUUGAGUCUGUCAUCAUGCAGAUCAACGCCACCCUUGUCAAAGGAAAAGCCAGGGUUCAGUUCGGAGCCAAUAAGAAUCAGUACAGUCUGGCCAGGGCACAACAGUCAUACAAAUCCCUGGUGCAGAUUCACGAAAAGAAUGGCUGGUACACACCUCCUAAAGAAGAUGGGUAAAGAGUCCACUCCUCAUUCUCCCUGGGAACAUAAUGUCUUUUGGGUAAAAAAACAAACAAAAAAACAACAACAAUAUAUUUUCUUUUCUUUUGGAGCUAUUUUCUCCCUUCUGACUUAUUUGGGAGUUAUAUCAUCUUUCUUGUGGAAACCAACUGGCAAAUUCUUCCGUCUGGCCUGUCGUCAGCUCAGUAGACCAGUAUCUCUUCUCUGCCUGGCCCAAUAACGGGCUAGACUGUCUACUCCCUGCUGCAUCACUCCACAGCCCCCUUCACCUGAGAAUGUGUGUUAUAACUGAGGGGCUCGGAGGUCCUGUUGCAUCACUCCACAGCCCCCUUCACCUGAGGAGAAUGUGUGUUAUAACUGAGGGGCUCGGAGGUCCUGUUGCAUCACUCCACAGUCCCCUUCACCUGAGGAGAAUGUGUGUUAUAACUGAGGGGCUCGGAGGUCCUGUUGCAUCUUUUCACAUUUUGUUUUCCCUUAUCUCUCUCUCGAUGUGGAGAACAGCCUUUUCUCCUUCCAUACAUGCGCUGGUUUUGACGACGUGGGCUCAACUAACGGAUCAUCGUGAUUAGUUCCUCCUCGGUGAGAGAACCUACCUACUGUACAGCAGACAGGUCUGACUAGAGCUGGUUUGUUCGUAUCCACCACCACCUGUUUUUAGUGUGAAGCUGUACGCUCUUACAGCCAGCCACAGCAUUGGCAGUGGGAUUUGAACUGAAACCUCUCUGUGGUGACAGUUGGAUUUGAACUGAAACCUCUCUUUGGUGACAGUUGGAUUUGAACUGACACCUCUCUGUGUUCACAGUUGGAUUUAAACUGAAACCUCUCUGUGGUGACAGUUGGAUUUAAACUGAAACCUCUCUGUGGUGACAGUUGGAUUUGAACUGAAACCUCUCUAUGGUGACAGUUGGAUUUGAACUGACACCUCUCUAUGGUGACAGUUGGAUUUGAACUGAAACCUCUCUGUGCUGACAGUUGGAUUUUAAAGCGAAUAUGAAGGAAGAUGGAGGAUCACUUAAGAUGUUUCAGUGAUGUCAUCUUUAGUGACGCUGCUCCUUUUUCUCCCCUGACUUUGUGUAAUAUUUACUGGUACCAAAUUACAGACGUUGUUUAAAAGAAAUAGUAUAUGCUUAAAUGUAUUGUUAUUCUGCUUGCUGGCUUUUUUUUGUUGCUUUUUUAAAUUUUAUUUUUUAUGUCCCAGCAGUAACAUCAUGUGCCAGAUUGGUGACAAAAUGGUGUGUGACUAGGAUGCAGGAAGUGGUCUCCCAAAGGACACCCUAGUAUCUCGAUAGUGCACUUAUUUUGACCUUUGACCUAUGGGAAUGAAAAAGCAGGAUAUGGAAAACAUUCUUAGGAAAGCAAAGUAACUCUGGAUCAUUUUUUUUUCUUCUGAUAAAUGUGUCGGUCAAAAAAAAUACUGCACGAUGUCGUAAACGAGUUGCCAUUUUGGGAUGAAAUCUAUCACUGCGUACCAUCUCCCUGCUGUCCUGUAGGAUGCGGUUGUUGAUCCUCAGUGACAACAUCACACCAGAACAUAUAUUUUUUUUUAGAAUGGUUAAGUGAGCUCGCUCCACUAAGCCGUCUGUCAUGUUUUCUAUUUAAGGGGAUCGCGUAGGGGAUGGCCUGGUUCCAGAUCUCAUGGGGUUUGGUCUGUACCCAGAAGUUCAUACCGUUCCUCUCCCAUACCGGGGUAUGCGGUAUUACCGAAUGUGCACAGAAGUUGUUGGCUCUAUUUUUUUUUUAUGCACAAAACAAUUUAGGUAACGGGGGCUCUUGAUCCAGGAAGGGAUUGAACGUCUCUGCUGUAACCAAGCAGCUUGAUCUUGACGUCUAAACACUGUGCUAGCAAGUCAACAAGCAUAGCUGGAGCCCUGAGCCGGAUAUCAUUUAUUCAACACAUCUUAGAUUUCUUAUAGCUAUACUCAAUUUAAAAGUUUAUAGGCAGUGGCGUAGCACUCACUCCCAUAACAACCCCCCCCCCCCCCCCCCAAAAAAAAACUAAAUUCUAAAUCCCACCAUUCAUAUUACCCCGGUAUAGCCUCUUGUCCUCAAAUGACCAUAGGACAAGACGGCACAAGUGGACCUGGGACCAACCAGGCUGGAGCAUAGCAUGCAAGGCUACCACGGCACAACACAGUUAUCAUAGCUACAUUACCAGCUAGUUACCAUAGUCGGUUACAUCACCUGUUAGUUACCAUAGUUGCAUUACCUGUUAGUUACCAUAGGCAGCUUCAUCUCCAGUUAGUUACCAUAGUUGCAUUACCAUCUAGUUAUCAUAACUAAAUCACCAGUUAGUUAACUUAGUCGGCUUUAACUGGAGACUGGUGCAUUGUGAGUCUUGCAUAAGUUGUAUGUUUUCAAUAGAUCAUAUUUUGUGUUAUUGAAGGACAGAGUUUUCAUUGAGCAAUUAUACUAGUAUACCAGUAGUGAGUUUUAUUGGGUGAUAUAUUCUAUAGCUACCUAAAUUGAAACACUGUUAGCUAUACUGAACAAAAAUAUAAAUGCAACACUUUAAAUGAUUUUAUUAUAUAAGGAUAUAUGGAAAUCAGUCGAUUGAAAUACAUUAAUUAGUCCCUAAUCUAUGGAUUUCAAUUGACUUGGCAGGGGCACAGCCAUAGAAAGGGCCUGGGAGGGCAUAGGCCCACCCACUUGGGAACCAGGCCCACCCCCAGCCAAUCAGAAUGAGUUUUUCCCCCAGGGAGUGUUUUAUUACAGACAGAAAUACUCCUCAGUUCCAUCAGCUGUCUGGUGGCUGGUCUCAGACGAUCCCGCAGGUGAAGAAGUCAGAUGCAGAGGGGGGCUAGCGUGGUCACACAUGGUCUGCGGUUGUGAGGCCGGUUGGACGUACUGCCAAAUUCUCUAAAACGAAGUUGGAGGCGGCUUGCCAAAAGCUCAGGUGGACAAUCCUUGCUGUCGCCAUGCCAAUUGCACACUCCCUCUACUUGAGAUAUCUGUGGCAUAGUGUUGUGAAAAAACUGCACAUUUUAGUGGCCUUUUAUUGUCCCUCGUACAAGGUGCACCUGUGUAACGAUCAUGCCAUGUAAUUAACUUCUUGAUAUGCCACACCUGUCAGGUGGAUGAAUUAUUUUGUCAAAGGAGAAAUGCUCACUAAGAGAGAUGUAAUCAAAUCUGUGAACAAAAUAUGAGAGAAAUAAGCUUUUUGCGCAUAUGGAAAAUUCCGUGGAUCUUUAAUUUCAGCUCAUGAAACAUGGGACCAACACUUUACAAGUUGCGUUUUAUGUUUUUGUUCAGCGUAUUUGGAGGGGAGCUCUCCUGACCUGGUAAAAUAAUAACAUCUUAAGAUGCGUCCUAAAUUGGACCCUAACGCUCCUCAUAUGGCUCCGGUCUAAAGUAGUGCACUAUAUAGGGAAUAGGGUUCUAUAGGGCCCUGGUCUAAAGUAGUGCACUAUAUAGGGAAUAGGGUUCUAUAGGGCUCUGGUCUAAAGUAGUGCACUAUAUAGGGAAUAGGGUUCUAUAGGGCUCUGGUCUAAAGUAGUGUACUAUAUAGGGAAUAGGGUUCUAUAGGGCUCUGGUCUAAAGUAGUGUACUAUAUAGGUAAUAGGGUUCUAUAGGGCUCUGGUCUAAAGUAGUGCACUAUAUAGGUAAUAGGGUUCUAUAGGGCUCUGGUCUAAAGUAGUGCACUAUAUAGGGAAUAGGGUUCUAUAGGGCUCCGGUCUAAAUUAGUGCACUAUAUAGGGAAUAGGGUUCUAUAGGGCUCUGGUCUAAUGUAGUGCACUAUAUAGGUAAUAGGGUUCUAUAGGGCUCUGGUCUAAUGUAGUGCACUAUAUAGGGAAUAGGGUUCUGUAGGGCUCUGGUCUAAAGUAGUACACUAUAUAGGGAAUAGGGUUCUAUAGGGCUCUGGUCUAAAGUAGUGCACUAUAUAGGGUUCUAUAGGGCCCUGGUCUAAUGUAGUGCACUAUAUAGGGAAUAGGGCUCUGGUCUAAAGCAGUGCACUAUAUAGGGAAUAGGGUUCUAUAGGGCUCCGGUCUAAAUUAGUGCACUAUAUAGGGAAUAGGGUUCUAUAGGGCUCUGGUCUAAUGUAGUGCACUAUAUAGGUAAUAGGGUUCUAUAGGGCUCUGGUCUAAUGUAGUGCACUAUAUAGGGAAUAGGGUUCUGUAGGGCUCUGGUCUAAAGUAGUACACUAUAUAGGGAAUAGGGUUCUAUAGGGCUCUGGUCUAAAGUAGUGCACUAUAUAGGGAAUAGGGUUCUAUAGGGCCCUGGUCUAAUGUAGUGCACUAUAUAGGGAAUAGGGCUCUGGUCUAAAGCAGUGCACUAUAUAGGGAAUAGGGUUCUAUAGGGCUCUGGUCUAAUGUAGUGCACUAUAUAGGGAAUAGGGUUCUAUAGGGCCCUGGUCUAAUGUAGUGCACUAUAUAGGUAAUAGGGUUCUAUAGGGCCCUGGUCUAAAGUAGUGCACUAUAUAGGGAAUAGGUUUCUAUAGAGCUCUGGUCUAAUGUAGUGCACUAUAUAGGGAAUAGGGUUCUGUAGGGCCCUGGUCUAAUGUAGUGCACUAUAUAGGGAAUAGGGCUCUGGUCUAAAGCAGUUCACUAUAUAGGGAAUAGGGUUCUAUAGGGCUCUGGUCUAAAGUAGUGCACUAUAUAGGGAAUAGGGUUCUAUAGGGCCCUGGUCUAAUGUAGUGCACUAUAUAGGGAAUAGGGCUCUGGUCUAAAGCAGUUCACUAUAUAGGGAAUAGGGUUCUAUAGGGCUCUGGUCUAAAGUAGUGCACUAUAUAGGGAAUAGGGUUCUAUAGGGCUCUGGUCUAAUGUAGUGCACUAUAUAGGUAAUAGGGUUCUAUAGGGCCCUGGUCUAAUGUAGUGCACUAUAUAGGGAAUAGGGUUCUAUAGGGCUCUGGUCUAAAGUAGUGCACUAUAUAGGGAAUAGGGUUCCAUAGGGUUCUGGUCUAAAGUAGUGCACUAUAUAAGGAAUAGGGUUCUAUUUGGGAUGCUACCCUAGAAUACCAGACCUGGUUGACCGUUUGUCUAUACAUACUGAAUAGUGUUUCUGCGUUUUUCCACCUUGUUAAACCAAGAAUAUGUUUUGGCUAAAGAUCUAUUUUUGAGGUGUACUAAUAAGGAUUACGGCAUUAUGAAAGUAUAAAUUGCUCUCAUGAACUGAAAUGUGGAAGUUUUGUAACGAUGAUAUUUACCCUGUUUUGUUUAGUGUUUUCAACAUGCAAUGUGAUACAACUUCAGUGCUACUAUAAUAUGUCUCUCCCAAUUGGCACCCUAGUCCCUAUAUAGUUCACUACUUUUGUCCAAGGCUCCAUAGUCCACUAUAUAGGGAAUAGGGUGCCAUCUAAAACACUGCUCGGGUCUUAUCUGCAUGUCUACCUCCAUGCUUUUGGCUUGUAUCAGAAACGUGGGUAUCUGCUGGUCUGUGUUGUCUUUAGUCCCUAAUACAUAUAUCUAGGCUACUAUGGGUUUUUAUUUCUGAGUGUGAGAGGAGGUCUUUAAAUAUAUCUCGUCUGUAAUGGGUAAGUAUAUUUGUUGCACAAAAUGGCAAGGAUGUGCUUCAGAAGUCAAUACACCUGAACUAACAAAUCAAGUUUUUCGGAUCUCACCUUUUUCUGAAUCGGAGGAAAAUCUGUCUUUCGAGAGGUAACUAUUAUGUCCCUUUUUUUUCAAUCGUUCAAUUCAUACCAGUCUGAAUCAUACAGGCUCCCACUUAUGGAGAAAGGUGGAGAAUGGCGACGGGCUGUUUGAAUUUCUAGGGGUCGAGAGGGAAGAAAGUGGAUGGUCGUUUAGUAGUACAUCUACUUGGCUCCGUAUGACCCAAGAUUUAUGUCCCAAAUGGUACCCUUUUUUCAUUCCCUAAAUAGUGCUUUACUUUUGACCAGGACCCAUAGGGCUGUGUGCUAAAGUAGUGCCACUACAUAGGGAAUCCGGUAGCCAAAGCAUUGGUCCGUUACUUCUGCACAGAAUUUAUGUCUUGUGAUUCCCUUUUUUUUUUUUUUUUGAGUAACUUAGUUCAGCUCAGUAGAACUUUUCUUCUCUCACGUUUAGGUAGCUGCUUCCCACUUGAUACCCAGGCUCUGUCUAGAAAACAAGCCCCCCCCCUCACCUACCCCCAGACGCCGGUGGGAUCUGAGGCUGUAUGUAUCAAGUGUCUCAGAGUGGGAGUCUUGAUCUAGGAGGAUUUCUCUUCACAGAUAAUUAUGAAAAUGACGACACGGACAAGGAGGAUCCUAGAUCAGAUCCCCAUACUCUUGAGACGCUUGAUACUGACGGACUUAAGCCAUAUGGUUUAAGCCAUAAGCCAUAGGUUUAAGCCAUAUGCUCUGAUAGGGGCUAGGUGAAUAUAUUGCCACAUUUAUUACACGUGUCCAACCUUCUCAGAUCUCCACAAGUGUCUGUGGGAGGGGGUCGGUAGAGUGGCUAGGGGUUGAUUCUGGACAGGACCCAAAAUCUCUGGACGGAGGCGGAGGGCGGGGUAUAGGUGCUCAUUCACUUUGGGCAGAGUCAGUUCAGUCAUUCAUUCUGUAAUUUUAAAUAGGUUUGCACGUUCCUCUGUACUUGGACAGUGUUUUUGAUAAAAUGUUAAUCUGUCUUCUCUAUCUAGACUAAUUUGUAAAAUCAUUUUCUGGACGUCAACAAAUGGUUGGGACAGAUUGUCAAGUUUUGCACCUGUUGGUUGGCAUGCUUUGUUUUGUUGUUUUCAAGGGACAUUUUGACCAUGUACAGUAAUUUGUAAACUUGCAUCAAGUUUAUGAAUAAAGAAUUUUAAGAUUA